GAUCCGUUUACUUUUUCUUGGUCGGGUUUUUUCCUUUGCUUUAAGCCCAGUAUUCGUCGUCUCUUUGCCAGUUCCUUUUAGCAAAAGCUGCGAUAGUACACCAACAGAGCAAUAAUAACAACACUCAACGAAAAAGCAAACCAGAAUUUGAGGGUAAUACAGAGAAGCAAGAAGGGGGAAAAAAAGGGCUUAUAGAGAAACAGAGAGAGAUCUGUGAGUAUUAGCCAUGGGGUGAAAGAGAUGCAACAGCAGCUGAAGCUGAUUUUUAGUCACAGCUGCUGAUCCAAGACCCAUAUGCCAAAUUUUGUUUGUUUUCUUGUUUGAUUUCCCAUCCGCUACUUUGUUCAAAUUCAGUUCUUAAACUUCCAUUUGCUUCCUCCUUUGUAGAUUCUGGACCUUGGUUUUGUUGAUCAGUUGAUUAGGUAGAAGAAGCCAAACGUCAAGUCAAAAGAAUCUGGCACUUGGAGUUAGUUGAAAGUGUUUGUUCUGUUUGGCUGAAGUCAUGACGACUACUUCGCGUACAAAUUCUAGGCGCAUGUAUUCAUGGUGGUGGGAUAGUCACAUUAGCCCAAAAAAUUCUAAAUGGCUUCAAGAAAAUCUUACAGAUAUGGAUGCCAAAGUGAAACAAAUGAUCAAGCUUCUUGAAGAAGAUGCAGAUUCCUUUGCAAGGAGGGCUGAGAUGUACUAUAAGAAGCGGCCAGAACUUAUGAAAUUGGUUGAAGAAUUCUACCGGGCCUACCGUGCAUUGGCAGAAAGAUAUGAUAAUGCAACUGGGGUGCUUCGCCAAGCUCAUCGUACCAUGGCUGAAGCAUUUCCUAACCAGGUAUCAUUUGAUGAUUCGCCUGCAGGUUCGGGUAAUGAGUGUGAUCCACGGACGCCUGAGAUGCCACCACCAAUACGUGCUCUUUUUGAUCCAGAUGAGUUGCAAAAGGAUGGAUUGGGGCUUUCACCCCAAUCCGGUGCCGGCAGAAGAAAUGGAGCAUUUACAGAAGAAUCGAACUUAGUUACAGGUCGUAGGGGUUUGAAGCAGUUUAAUGAUAUUUUUGGCUCUGGGGAAGGAAGAGCAAAGGCAUGCCUCAAUUUCCAUGAAGUGGACGAGAAUGAGCGGAAUGGGGGGAACAAUCCCAAGGUUUCGGCUACUGAGGCAGAGAUUUUAGCCUUAAAGGAGGCUCUGGCUAAAUUAGAAGCUGAAAAGGAAGCUGGUCUACUUCAAUAUCAGCAGAGUCUUGAUAAGCUGUCUAAUCUCCAGUCAGAAGUCUCUCGUGCACAAGAGGAUUCUGAAAGACUUAAUGAUCGAGCCUCUAAAGCUGAAACCGAAGCUCAGAAAUUGAGGGAAGCCCUCAGCAAACUAGAGAGUGAGCAGGAAGAUAGUUUGCUAAAGUAUCAACAGUGCCUGGACAGAAUAUCCCUUCUGGAGAGUGAUAUCUUUGACAUUCAAAAAGGUGCUGAAGAACUCAGUAAAAGAGCAAGUAAAGCUGAGAAUGAAGCUGAAAAUCUGAAGCAAGGACUUGCUGAAGUAGGAGCUGAAAAGGAAGCUGUACUUGUUCAAUAUCGAGAGAGUUCAGAAAUGAUAGUGAAACUAGAGGAGAAGCUUCUUCAUGCAGAGGAAAGUUCCAGAAGAUACAAUGAACUAGCUGACAAAGCUGAAAGUGAGUUAAUUAUCCUUAAGCAAACAGUAGAAAAAUUAACUGAAGAAAAGGAAGCUGCUGCUAUCCAGUACCUGCAGUGCUUGGAGAAGAUUUCUAGUCUUGAAUAUAGACUUUCUUGUGCUGAAGAGGAGUCCGAAAGGCUGCAUCGUGAAAUCGAUGAUGGAGUUUUAAAGUUAAGAAGUGCUGAAGAGAAGUGUCUUUUAUUGGAGACAUCAAAUCUGGCUCUGCAGUCUGAGUUGGAGUCUUUGGUACUGAAAAUGGGGUCCCAAAAUCAAGAACUCACCGAGAAUCAAAAAGAACUGGGAAGACUUUGGAAUUGCAUACAGGAUGAGCAUUUACGCUUUGUUGAGGCCGAGACUGCUUUCCAAACUCUACAGGAUUUGCAUUCUCAGACCGAAGAAGAAUUGCGAUCUCUUGCUGCUGAGCUUCAGAAUAGGACACAGAUUUUAAAGAACCUGGAAAUUCAAAAUCAGACUUUGAUUGCUGAAGUUCAGGAGGUUAAGAAUGAAAACAGGAAGCUUGAUGAACUCAAUAUGUCUUCAGCUCUGUCAAUAAAAAAUUUGCAAGAUGAGCUAUCAAGUUUGAGGGAGAAGAUAAGUAAACUUGAAGCAGAGGUUGAAUAUCGGACGAAUGAAAGAAAUGCCCUUCAGCAAGAGAUCUACUGUCUGAAAGAAGAGAUUAAUGACUUGAAUAAGAAAAAUGCAGCCAUAAUGGAGCAGGUGGAAUCUACUGGUUAUGGUCUAGACUGCUUUGGAACAUCAGUUAAGGAACUCCGAGAUGAAUAUUCAAGGAUAAAGGAGACCUGUGAGACAGAGAAAAGUGAGAAAGCAGCUCUCUUGGAGAAGUUGAUUAUUCUUGAGAAACUUGUUGAGAAAAAUGCCUUUUUAGAAAAUUCCAUUUCUGAUAUGAGUGUUGACUUGGAAGAGACCAAGGAGAGAGUAAAGAUGUUAGAAGAGUCGUGUCAAUCUCUGUUGGGAGAGAAAUCAACUCUUUCUUCUGAGAAGGUAGCCCUGACUUCUCAACUACUAAUUACAACUAAAAAUCUGGAGGAACUCUCAGAAAAAAAUAUGCUUCUAGAGAACUCCCUCUCUGAUGCAAUUGCUGAACUUGAAGCUUUAAAGGUGAAAUCAAAGGAGCUAGAAGGUUCCUGCCAAUUGCUUGGUCAACAGAAGUCUGACCUCAUAACAGAGAGAGAAAGCUUACUCUGUCACUUGGAUACCACCCAGAACACUCUUGAAGAUCUGGAUAAAAGAUACCGUGAGUCAGUAGAGAAACAUUUGGUGGUCGCCAACGAAAGAGAAUCUGCAUUUUGUGAAAUAGAAAAGCUGAAGGCUUAUUUGGAUGCUGAAAAACAAGCUCAUUCUACUUUUACUGAAAUCAGUAAGAAACGGCUAGCUGGAAUGGAGUUGCAAAUGCAUCUAUUACAAGAAGAAUGUGAUCACUGGAAGAAGGAAUAUGAGGAAGAAACAGACGAAGCUAUAAAUUCCCAGUUUGUGAUCUUCAUCUUACAGCAUUGUAUGCAAGAUAUGAAGGAUAAUAAUCUCUCUUUACUUCUAGAGUCUCAAAAACUUUUUGAAGCAUCCGAGAGGUCGAAAGAAGCAAUCUCUGAAUUAGAGCUAAAAAAUAUUAAAAGGGAGGGGGAGGUUAAAUCCUUCAUCGAGAAAAAUAAGUUUCUGAGGACAGGGCUUCAACAGGUAUUGAGAACUCUCGACAUCCAUGCAUACCCUGGGUUCGAUCAUGAAACUAAGCAGGAUCAAACACUUCUGAACCAUAUUUUUGUCAAAAUUCAGGAGAAACAGAUUUCUUCAAAUGAAAUUUAUGAUGGAUAUUACCAGUUAUUGAUUGAGAAAUCUAUUACUGAAAAAUUCCUUCUGCAACUGAAAAAUGAAUCUGAAAGCAUUUUGAUUGAAAGAGAUGCACUUGAUAAGGAGCACAGAAUCCAAUCUGAAGAGAUCUCAAUUCUCCAGAGCAGGAUUCUGCAGUUGAAUGAAGAGCUGAGGUUAAAAAUAAUUGAGGGCAACCAUAAAGAACAGGCACUCAAGAUGGAAGUGGAAAAUGUCCGUAGGAAUUUGCAUAAUGUGGAGGAAUCCUUCCAGGUUUUACAAGUAGAGAAUUCCAAGGCUCUUGAUGAGAAAACAUCUUUGACAAAAAAAGUCUUAGGCUUGGAAAAACAGACGUGUCAAUUGGAAGAAGAGAACAGUGAAAUGUUCAAUGAAACAAUAUUUCAAAGUCAACUUUUCCUUAUUUGUAAAGAUAUUAUCUCUGAAAUUCUUGAAGAAAUGAGAAAGCUUACUGAGUGUAGGGAUAAACUUCAGUUUACAAAUAACGACCUUGAAGAGAGAGUGAAAGAAAUGGAGAGAAAGUUGGGACAUGAACAAACGAUGAACUUAGAACUUACAAUGUUCUUGGAGAGGUCACGUAGUGAAGCUGAAAAUUAUUUGACAGAGAAGAACACACUUGAUCAGGAGCAUAGAAACCAAUCUGAACGGUAUUUGACCCUCCAGGCUGAGAUGGAGAAACUUUUAGAGCUGAAUGAGGAAUUGAGGUUGAAAAUAGUGGAGGGCAACCAUAAAGAAGAAGCACUGAUGACUGAAAUGGAGCAUGUAUGUAAGAAGCUGCAGAAUUUGGAGGGGGAUUACCAGUUUCUACGUGAUGAGAGUUGCAAGGCAAACGAAGAGAAAUUAUCUUUGUCGAAGGAAAUCUUAGAAUUGAGAAAAGAGAGAGAAGAAUUAGAAGAAGUAAACAUUAAUAUGUUUACUGAAAGACUAUUUCAACGUGAACUCUCCUUUAUUUACAAGGAUGCUGUCUCAGAAAAUCUUGCAGAACUGAGAAAGCUUACCGAGUCUUUGGAUGAACUCCACUGCAGAAAUAAUGACCUUGAAGAGAGAUUGGAAGUAACGUUGGGAAACUUGGGAGCUGAACAAACAAAAAACUUAGAACUCAUGAAUUCCUUGGAAAAGUCACAGAGUGAGGCUGAAAAUUAUUUGAUGGAAAGGAACACACUUGACCAGGAGCUCAGCAAUCAAUCUGAACUCAAUUCAGCACUACAUUGUAAGAUGGAGAAACUUCUGGAGUUGAAUGAAGAUAUGAGCUUGAAAUUAAUAGAGAGCAACCACAAGGAAGAAUUACUAAUGGCUGAAAAGGAGAAUGUAUGCGAGAAGCUGCAAAAUUUGGAAGUGGCUUAUCAGAUAUUACAUGUGGAGCAUUGCAAGGCACUUGAGGAGGAAAAAUCCUUGGCCAAUGAAAUCUUAGGCUUGAGGAAAGAUAAACAUGAAUUAGAAGACACAAACAUCGAUAUGAUUGGUGAAACAAUAUUUCAAAGCCAACUUUCCUUCAUUUAUAAGGAUAUAGUGUCUGAAAAUCUUCAAGAACUGAGAAAUCUCGUUGAGUGUAUGGAUAAUCUCCAAUCCACAAAUGAAAACCUUGAAGAGAGAGUAAAAUUAAUGGAAGGAAAAUUGGGAGAUGAACAAACAAAGAGCUUUGAGCUCAUUGAUUCUUUGGAAAGGUCAAAAUUUGAGAUUCUGGAAGUAGAAACAAUGAUAAGCUUGAAGGAAAAUGAAAAGUUGGAGCUCCACCAAAUGGUGGAACAGCUAUCAUCAAAGUGUAAUGAAUUGGAGAGAAUAAAUGAAGAACAAAAGAAGCAGAUGGAAAAAAUCUCUUCAGAUAAAGAUUGCCUGGCAAAGGAAACUGAAAUUCUUCACGAAGAGAAUAGAAAAAUGAACUUGAAGCUUGAGGAGAUGCAAAAUGAAGCUGAGAAGAAUAUAGUCAGAGAGGAAAGUUUGACAUCUGAACUUCAGAUGAAGAACAAUGAAGUUCAAUCAUGGGAAACUCAGGCUGCCACUUUCUUUGGUGAGCUGCAGAUUUCUGCUAUUUAUCAAUCAAUUUUUGAAGGCAAGAUUCAUGAGCUAGCAGAAGCAUAUGAGAAUCUUCAAGACAGAAAUACUUCAAAAGAUAUGGAGAUUGAAUUGCUGAAGGACAAAAUUAGUAGUUCUGAAGGAGAAAAUGGAAGAAUGAAAACUCAGUUAGCUGCAUAUGUUCCAGCUAUUCAAACCUUGAAGGAUUCUAUAAGUUCUCUUGAAAAGCAUGCUAUUUCUCCAACAGAAAUGCAAAAAGUUGACGAACAAGAAGUGAAGGAAUGUGGUUCUUUAAGUUCCCAGCAUCCUGAAGGCUUCCAGCAGCCACAUGAUGAUCAAGUUCAGAAUGAUGGUUCGGUUGAGCUGCAAGAUUUGAACAGGAGAAUUCAAGCAAUUGAAGUAGCAUUUGAAGAAUUUGAAAGCCAGACUACACUAGAAAAGUUUAAUGCCAAUGCAAAGCUAGAGAAAGUGAUGAAGGAGAUUGAAGAGGUAAAAUCUAGCCGAGAACGUAGUCGUGUGACCAAGGACAAAUCAACACUUCAUGGACAGGAUCGUCGGUCACAUUCGAAGUCUGAAAUUUCUGAAGCAGGAAACGAAGUUCUGACAAAAGACAUCCUACUCGAUCGGAUUUCUGACCAUUCAUCGUAUGGAAACAGUCGAAGAGAAACUGCAGUGGCUGGUGAUCGGAUGCUUCAGCUAUGGGAAUCAACUGAUCAAGAUGGCAGCUACAAUCGGGCGGUUGGCAAGGCUCCUAUGAUAGCAAGCUCAUCUACCGAUUACCACCGGGUUGGAUCGACGAGGAGACGAAGUAGCAAGCACCCUUCAAAUGAAUCAUUGGUCGAGAAGGAACUUCGUGUGGAUAAACUAGAGAUCUCCAAGAGACUUUCUGAAAUCCCCCAAGAAGGAAACAAGAGAAGGAUUCUGGAGAGACUAGAUUCUGAUGCUAAAAAAUUGGCAAAUCUUCAGAUAACUGUACAAGAUUUGAAGAAGAAAAUGGAUGUUACAGAGAAGAGCAAGAUAGAAAAAGGUGCUGAAUAUGAUACAGUGAAGGAACAAGUAGAAGAAGCUGAAGAAGCCAUCACCAAAUUGUCUGAGAUGAACAUUAAACUCACAAAGAAUGUGCAAGAUAGUUUUAUGGCUGCUGAUGGAGGCUCAUCCACACUGGAGCCAGAGGAAAAUGACAGUGUCCAAAGUAGGCGAAUUUCAGAACAAGCACGGAGAGGAUCAGAGAAGAUUGCGCGGUUGCAGUUGGAGUUGAAGAAACUACAGUUUCUAAUAAUGAAACUAGAUGGUGAAAGGGAGGCCAAAGGCAAAAGCAAAGUAUCCGAGCGGAGUCCGAGAGUUCUACUAAGGGACUAUCUUUACGGCGGGACGAGAACUAAGCAGAAGCAAAAGAAGAAGGCACCUUUUUGUGCUUGUAUGAGACCUCCAACAAGGGGUGAUUGAGGCAUUGAUUUUAAUCUGAGAAAUAAUGAUUUUAGUUUAAUGAAAAGGAUAUUAAUUGGUUCAUCAUUUAUCAAAUUUUCUUUGUAGAGAGGUUCUUCUGGAACUGUAUGUUGUUAGCUUUGUUUGUAUAGAGAGGUUUUUAUGUUACAUUAGCUUUGAGAUUAUGCUGUACAUGAAAGGCUCCAUCUAAUCAGAGAAAGCUGCUCUUUUUAGAGGCUCUUCAUUGUCCAUAUAAUAUUGGUUCUAACUCUUCAAUAAAUGAGUAUUCGGUUGGGGCCAUAUUUAGGAAAAA
This is a messenger RNA of Benincasa hispida (wax gourd), 7241 nucleotides long. RefSeq names its product kinase interacting (KIP1-like) family protein (gene NET1D). Gene Ontology annotation, molecular function: actin filament binding. Gene Ontology annotation, cellular component: plasma membrane. Lineage: Eukaryota; Viridiplantae; Streptophyta; Magnoliopsida; Cucurbitales; Cucurbitaceae. The record is from RefSeq and is a predicted model, not a curated record.